Messenger RNA from Cinclus cinclus, 2379 nucleotides. It is a transcript of the gene KCNC1, whose product is annotated as potassium voltage-gated channel subfamily C member 1. Gene Ontology annotation, biological process: protein homooligomerization; potassium ion transmembrane transport. Bases 1 to 1758 code for a protein of 585 amino acids. NCBI's taxonomy places the organism in Eukaryota, Metazoa, Chordata, Aves, Passeriformes, Cinclidae. Gene Ontology annotation, cellular component: dendrite membrane; neuronal cell body membrane; voltage-gated potassium channel complex. The record is from RefSeq and is a predicted model, not a curated record. The transcript has 4 exons. Gene Ontology annotation, molecular function: protein binding; delayed rectifier potassium channel activity.
AUGGGCCAGGGCGACGAGAGCGACCGCAUUGUGAUCAACGUGGGAGGGACUAGGCACCAGACUUACCGCAGCACCCUGCGCACCCUGCCCGGCACGCGGCUGGCCUGGAUCGCUGAGCCCGAUGCCCACAGCCACUUUGACUAUGAUCCCCGCACGGAUGAGUUUUUCUUUGACCGGCACCCGGGCGUCUUCGCCCACAUCCUGAAUUACUACCGCACUGGCAAGCUGCACUGCCCCGCGGACGUGUGCGGGCCCUUGUAUGAGGAGGAGCUGGCCUUCUGGGGCAUCGAUGAGACCGAUGUGGAGCCCUGCUGUUGGAUGACCUACCGGCAGCACCGCGACGCCGAAGAGGCUCUGGACAGCUUUGGUGGGGCGCCCCUGGAUAGCAGUGCUGAGGACGGAGACAUAGAUGGCACUGGAGACUCUGGUGAUGGUGAAGAUGAGCUGGAGAUGACAAAACGCCUAGCACUAAGUGACUCCCCAGAUGGCAGGUCUGGGGGCUUCUGGAGACGGUGGCAACCCCGCAUCUGGGCACUCUUUGAGGAUCCCUACUCCUCCAGAUAUGCAAGGUAUGUGGCAUUUGCCUCCCUGUUCUUCAUUUUGGUCUCCAUUACCACCUUCUGCCUCGAGACCCACGAGAGAUUUAACCCCAUUGUGAACAAGACAGAAACUGAAUUCAUCGGGAAUGACACCCAGGUGCGGCACUACAGGGAAGCAGAGACGGAAGCCUUUCUCACCUACAUCGAAGGUGUCUGUGUGGUCUGGUUUACAUUUGAGUUCUUGAUGAGAGUCACUUUCUGCCCAAACAAGGUGGAAUUUAUCAAAAACUCUUUGAACAUCAUUGACUUUGUGGCCAUACUGCCUUUCUAUCUAGAGGUUGGACUCAGUGGCCUGUCUUCCAAAGCUGCUAAGGAUGUCCUGGGCUUCCUCCGCGUAGUCCGUUUCGUGCGAAUCCUGCGAAUUUUCAAGCUGACCCGCCACUUCGUCGGGUUGCGGGUCUUGGGACACACCCUCCGUGCCAGCACAAACGAAUUCUUGCUGCUCAUCAUAUUUUUGGCAUUGGGCGUCUUAAUCUUUGCCACGAUGAUCUAUUAUGCCGAGAGAAUAGGUGCUAAACCAAAUGACCCUAGUGCCAGUGAACACACACACUUUAAAAAUAUCCCCAUCGGCUUUUGGUGGGCUGUUGUCACCAUGACGACCCUGGGCUACGGAGACAUGUAUCCUCAGACUUGGUCAGGCAUGCUGGUGGGGGCCCUCUGCGCUCUCGCUGGUGUGCUGACCAUUGCCAUGCCUGUCCCUGUCAUUGUGAACAAUUUCGGAAUGUAUUACUCCUUAGCUAUGGCUAAGCAGAAGCUACCAAAGAAAAAAAAGAAGCAUAUCCCGAGGCCACCCCAGCUGGGAUCCCCCAAUUAUUGUAAAUCUGUCGUAAACUCUCCACACCACAGUACUCAGAGCGACACUUGCCCACUGGCCCAAGAAGAAAUUUUAGAAAUUAACAGAGCAGAUUCGAAACUGAAUGGUGAGGUGGCCAAGGCGGCGCUGGCAAAUGAAGACUGUCCCCACAUAGACCAGGCUAUUACGCCUGAUGAGGGCCUGCCCUUUACCCGCUCUGGCACUCGGGAGAGAUAUGGACCCUGCUUCCUCUUAUCAACCGGGGAAUAUCCCUGCCCGCCUGAUGGAGGAAUAAGAAAGGAUCUUUGCAAAGAAAGUCCAGUCAUUGCUAAAUAUAUGCCAACAGAGGCAGUCAGAGUGACCUGACAAGGCAAGAUGGAGAUGAACAUUGAUGGCUAAUAAACAUCUCUGUGGAACUGUGCAGGCAUAGAAGACCUUCUCAUUUGGACAAAGUUAACUCGCUCCAUGCAGGUUUUAUGGAUGAUUCUUCGUGGUUCUGGAGUUGUACUAGAGAUGCAGGCUUUUUCUACGGCCAAAAUGUAACAAAACUGUAGAAGAUCUCUUUUUUUUAAUUUUUCUUUUUUUUGUUCCAUAGCAUGACUUGCAUGAAGACAAAAAUUAAAAUGAAAAAAAAACAAAAAACAAAACAACAAAACAACACACACUCAAGAAACACUGCAAAUGUAUGAUUAAGGAGAAAAAAAGAAAAAAAAAGGCAAAGUUAUAUAUUUUCUUUCAAAGCUCUUUACUUUUACAUACAUUGUUGUAGCCAAAAUGUAAAGCAUUAUAAAACUGUACAUUUCUUUGCUAUGGAUUGCUUCUUUUUGUAUACAAGAUACAGAGUAAUGGUUUUAAAAAGUGCAAUCAGGCAGUCAUCGGUCAUAUUGACCACGCCUUCACAGUUCAUCACACCGACAUGGAAAUCAAGAACUUUUAAUCCAACUAGAAGUGUAUAAAAAUAAGAAAAACUUUUUCCUGUCUGUUUUU